Oncorhynchus nerka (sockeye salmon) is the source of this 2230-nucleotide messenger RNA. RefSeq names its product transmembrane protein 237A-like. Gene Ontology annotation, biological process: cilium assembly. The coding region runs from base 156 to 1394 and encodes 412 amino acids. Gene Ontology annotation, cellular component: ciliary transition zone. Lineage: Eukaryota; Metazoa; Chordata; Actinopteri; Salmoniformes; Salmonidae. The transcript is spliced from 14 exons. The record is from RefSeq and is a predicted model, not a curated record.
UCACUGUAAUGGCAAGGCAACGAGUGUAAACAAAGUGGUCUGGUUAACACCGUGGCUACCAACAUGCGGACGUUACAAGCCCAAAACGUUUUAACAGCUAGGUAGCUAACUAGCUAUCUCUUCUCGGGGUUGUUUUAAUAGGGUAUCCCGCAGAAAUGGACAUAGGAGGAUUCCAGGCACAAAGUAUGCGACGGAGGGACCUCCCGCCUCUUCCACAGCGUGGACAGCGUGCCCUGCCCCCCAUGUCAAGUCAAGAUACAGACGAGAUGCCGGUCCCUAAAAGAAACAGGAAGAAGUCGAAGAGUCAGGUGGAUGGUGUUGAAAGCCCAGAGGCAGACUCAGGGAUGGAGAUGGCCCAGGUGGGGGGUCUGAGCAGUCGCAGGUCAUCUGAGGUCAUCCAGGCCUUGACCCCCGAUUCGCCGGAAGCUGCACCACAGAGAAGGAGGAAGAAGAAAAAGGCAGCGACCGUAGACCUGGAGGAUGACCAGGCUGACCUGGUGAACGGGGAUGGACUGGUCCAGAACACAGCAGAGGCAGGGGAAGAAGUGACCAAAAAAAACAAGAGAAAGAAGAAGUCGAAAGUGUCAGAGACACAGUACGUCAACGAGCUUCAUGUAGAGGACGAUGACAUCAUCACAGACUCUCAGCCACCCGUCCCCCGGCAUUCCCUGUUCUCUGCUCCCCUGGGACAGAGCCAGCCUGUGGGGAAGGUGUUUGUCGAGAGGAGCAAGAGGUUUCAAGCGGCCGAUCGGUCAGACAGACCGAAGUCCAGCGAUCAGGUGGACAACUUCGUGGACAUCCAGCAGAUGUGGACCACCAAGGAUGUGUCUGUUAGGGUACAUGGUGGCUUCAGGGGGGUUGGGCUGUUCUGCCACGGCUUCCUAGCAGGCUAUGCAGUGUGGAACAUCAUAGUGAUCUAUGCCCUGGCAGGAAAACAUCUCACUACUCUGCCUAACCUACUGCAGCAGUACCACAGCCUGGCCUACCCUGCACAGUCUCUCUUCUACCUGCUACUGGCAAUAAGCACCGUGUCAGCCUUUGACAGGGUGAAUCUGGCCAAAGGCGCCAUGGCUAUGAGAGAGUUUGUCACCCUGGACCCAGUUGCUCUAGCCUCUUUUUUGUACUUCUCAUCUCUGGUCCUCUCUCUCAGCCAGCAGAUGACCAGUGACCGCAUCAACCUGUACCCCAGUGCUAACGAGACCUUAUGGCCUCCUGGGUCAGAGCACCAGAUCCUGAAUCCGUGGAUCAUAGUGAACCUGGUGGUGGCUGUGCUGGUAGGAAUGGCCUGGAUCUUCAUCUCCACUAGGCCUGAGAUGGACUACACCGAAGGAUUCCUAAUGGCUAUGGAGAUCGAGUCCUUGAGACCAGAGGAGAAAUCAGAAAUGUCUACUUGAGGAAUAGUAUUUCCAUGUUUUUCUUGCACAUCUUUUUUUGUGCUGUAUUUUAUCAGCUAACACAAAAUGUAUACCUUGUUUGAGGUAAUAAGCAGUUUAUUUUUGUAUGACCCAAAUGUGUGCUUGUUUUGUCAAAUGUAUUGAUUACCAUUGGAAAUAAUAAAAAUGUUAUCCCACUGAUAUGUCAUUUUAUGGACUUUAAACCAAACAUACCAUUUGCAGUGUAUUGACCUGAAACAGCAUGUGUCUUGUUAUAUACCACACCAUUAAAUACAGUGCCUUCAGAAAGUAUUCAUGAGUCAAAACUGUAACUCAGCCACUCAGGAACAUUCAGGGUCUUCUUGGUAAGCAACUCCAGUGUAGAUUUGGCCUUGUGUUUUAGGUUAUUGUCCUGCUGAAAGGUGAAUUAAUCUCCCAGUGUGGAAGAAAGCAGACUGAAACCAGGUUUUUCUCUAGAAUUCUGCCUGUACCCAUUCCGUACAUUUUUUUACCUGGAAAAACUCCCCAGUCUUUAAUGAUUACAUGCAUACCCAUAACAUGCUGCAGCCACCACUAUGUUUGACAAUAUGGAGAAUGGUACUCAGUAAUAUGUUAUUGGAUUUGCCCCAAACGUAACACUUUGUAUUCAGGACCAAAAGUUAAUUGCUUUGCAACAUUUUUUGCAGUAUUACUUUAGUGCCUUGUUGCAAACAGGAUGCAUGUUUUGAAAUAUUUGUAUUCUGUACAGGUUUCCUUUUUACUGUCAAUUAGGUUAGUAUUGUGGAGUGACUACAAUGUUGUUGAUCCAUUCUCAGUUUUCUGUCACAGCCAUUAAACUCUUAACUGUUUUAAACUCA